Trichomonas vaginalis G3 is the source of this 408-nucleotide messenger RNA. Its product is annotated as MULE transposase domain-containing protein. The record is from RefSeq and is a predicted model, not a curated record. The transcript has a single exon. Lineage: Eukaryota; Parabasalia; Trichomonadida; Trichomonadidae. The coding region runs from base 1 to 408 and encodes 135 amino acids.
AUGGAAUUAGAAGAAGAAACUAUCUUUACUGUUAUGGAUCUUUGUAAAUUUGGAGUUAAACAAGAAAUACAAGCACAGUAUGGAUAUGGUGAACGUGUCAGGAAAGAAAGAUCUCAGAUUUCAUUCCACUGCAAAUAUCCAAAAUGUCCUGCACAUUUUAAUGUUGCAAUCUUGGAUCAAAAUAAAUACAAACUAAUCAAAAUAGUUGAAGAACAUGAUCAUUCCGCCCCAAAUGACAAAAGUCAAUAUUCGUCUGUCUUUUAUCGCAAAUAUUUAGAACAUUACUUCCAAACAGAUGACAAUCAAAGAGCGAUAGCACAGCUAAAUGCAUUCAAAGAUCUUGAAAUUCCUCUUACGGGUCCGUCCAUUCCAGAGAUGUACGCUCAAAAACCACGUGCAAUCAAAUGA